Messenger RNA from Entamoeba dispar SAW760, 714 nucleotides. RefSeq names its product midasin, putative. Gene Ontology annotation, cellular component: preribosome, large subunit precursor. NCBI's taxonomy places the organism in Eukaryota, Evosea, Mastigamoebida, Endamoebidae. Gene Ontology annotation, biological process: ribosomal large subunit assembly; rRNA processing. The coding region runs from base 1 to 714 and encodes 237 amino acids. The record is from RefSeq and is a predicted model, not a curated record. The transcript has a single exon.
AUGAAGAAAGUAAUUCCAUACAUUGCUUCUGGAUUUAAAAAGGAUAAAAUUUGGCUUAGAAGAACAAGAGCACAAAAAAGAGAUUAUCAAAUAUUAGUUGCAAUAGAUGAUUCUCAAUCAAUGGUUAUAAAUAAUGCUGGAGAAAUGGCAUUAGAAACAAUUGCUUUAUUAUCUAGUGCUUUAACUAAAUUAGAAGUAGGAGAGUUAAGUGUUGUUAGAUUUGGAGAAGAUGUAAAAUGUGUUCAAAAGUUUGGAACUACAUUUAAUGAGGAAGAUGGAGCAAGAAUUGUUAAAGAAUUCCAAUUUAAUCAAAACAAUACUGAUAUGGUUAAAUUAAUGAAAUCUUUAUAUGUCUAUUUACAUGAAAGUGGACUUGUUUGUCAACGAUAUAAUCCUUCUAUUGAAUUGGAUGUAAAACAAAUUAUUUUUAUCCUCUCUGAUGGACGAUUCUCUGAUAAAAAUGGUAUUUCUAAAAUAUUAAGAGAUUUCUCUUCAAUGAAGACUUUUGUUGUUUUCAUUGUCUUAGAUAAUCCUUCUAAUGAAUCAAUUCUUGAAAUGAAGAGCGUUAACUUUGAAAAUGGAAAAGUUAAUGUAGAACAUUAUAUGGACACUUUCCCUUUCCCUCACUACAUCAUUCUUCAUGACUUAAACACUUUACCUAAUGUUUUAGCUGAAGCAUUGAGACAAUGGUUUGAAAUGACAACUCAAAACUAA